AUGUCCAAAGUGGCCAAAUAUCGGCGACAAGUUAGUGAAGAUCCAGAUAUUGACAGUUUGUUGUCUACUCUGUCUCCAGAGGAGAUGGAAGAGCUGGAAAAGGAGCUGGAUGUUGUGGAUCCAGAUGGAAGCAUCCCUCUGGAGCUUGGUCAGAAAAACCAAACAGAGAAAUCCCCACCUGGCCCGCAAAACUGCGACGCGAUGUUCAAUCACUGCGAAAAGGAGACCAGGAAACUUAUUCAGAGGGAACACUCGAUAGACGAAAGCAGAUUGAGCGAGAAGAAGAAGGGAGCCAAGAAUGAAGAAGAAAAGGGAAAGGAAGCUCUUUCCAAAGACCUGGCCCGGAAACGAGAUACGAAAGUGGGGAAAGACUCUAAAAAGGAAGAAAGUGUUCAGAAAACAGACCCAAAAGGUAAAGCUGAGGCUGAGACCAAGACCAAAGAGGAGAAGGCUAUCAACGAUAAAGUCAAGGCCAUGGAGAGAAAGCUGAUGGGGAAGGACAAAAAGGAGGAAGAUAAGGGUUCGGUGUUGAAGAAGGACACGGGGAAGGACAGAAAGGAGGAAGAGAAGGGCUCAGCAUUAAAGAAGGAUGCAGGGAAGGACAAAAAGGAGGAAGAGAAGGGCUCAGCUUUAAAGAAGGAUGCAGGGAAGGAUAAAAAGGAAGAAGACAAGGGUUCAGCAUUGAAGAAGGGCAUAGGGAAGGAAAAAAAGGAGGAAGAGAAGAGUUUGGGAUCAAAGAAACAGGCAGAAAAAGACACAAAAGGAGAAGAUAAGAAAGAAAAAGACAAAAAAGAAGAGGAAAAGAGUUCAGCUUUGAAAAAAUCAAAGGCAGACGAGAAGGAGAAAUCCCAACCAGAGGCAGAAAAGGCAGCGGAGGAGAAACAGGAGGCCAAGGCGGCAGCCGAGAGCAGCCCCUCCAAGCCCACCAGUGGCAGCUCUUCAGAUCAGGCCAAGGAUGACGAGGCCUCCAGCAUUUUCGAUGAGCUCAUCGAGAAGGUGAAGAACAACGACGCCGAGGUCACCGAAGUGAACGUGAACAACUCAGACUGCAUCAACAAUGAGACCCUGGUGCGUUUCACCGAGGCCCUGGAGUUCAACACCGUGGUCAAGCUGUUCGCCUUGGCCAACACCCGUGCCGACGACCACGUGGCCUUCGCCAUCGCCAUCAUGCUGAAGUCCAACAAGGUGCUGACGAGCAUCAACCUUGACUCCAACCACAUCACGGGCAAGGGCAUCCUGGCCAUUUUCCGGGCACUGCUGCAGAACAACACGCUGACAGAGCUGCGUUUCCACAACCAGCGGCACAUCUGCGGAGGGAAGACGGAGAUGGAGAUCGCCAAGCUCCUGAAGGAAAACACCACGCUCCUGAAGCUGGGCUACCACUUCGAGCUGGCCGGACCACGCAUGACAGUCACCAACCUGCUGAGCCGAAACAUGGACAAACAGAGGCAGAAACGCCUCCAGGAGCAGAAACUGGCACAGGAGCGUGGGGAGAAGAAAGACCUGCUGGAGGUGCCCAAGCCUGGAGCCCUGCCAAAGGGGUCCCCCAAGCCAUCCCCACAGCCAUCCCCCAAGGCUUCCCCCAAAGCC
Messenger RNA from Cariama cristata (Red-legged seriema), 1590 nucleotides. It is a transcript of the gene LMOD1, whose product is annotated as leiomodin 1 (smooth muscle). The record is from RefSeq and is a predicted model, not a curated record. The transcript is spliced from 2 exons. Gene Ontology annotation, biological process: pointed-end actin filament capping; muscle contraction; myofibril assembly. NCBI's taxonomy places the organism in Eukaryota, Metazoa, Chordata, Aves, Cariamiformes, Cariamidae. Gene Ontology annotation, molecular function: tropomyosin binding. The annotation marks the transcript as partial. Gene Ontology annotation, cellular component: striated muscle thin filament; myofibril.